Molecule: messenger RNA, 3557 nt
Organism: Trematomus bernacchii (emerald rockcod)
Lineage: Eukaryota; Metazoa; Chordata; Actinopteri; Perciformes; Nototheniidae
Gene: basp1
Product: brain abundant, membrane attached signal protein 1
Exons: 2
Coding region: 209-955 (248 amino acids)
Source: RefSeq, a predicted model, not a curated record
GUCAAAUGAUGGGACGUUAGCAGAGAGACCUCCAUUGUGGCAUCGUAGAAAGCUGGGAGAGGAGCGGCAGAUACGGACCGGCGGAGGUUCAGGGGAGCUUUUUGCAUGAAUAGUGGAGUAAUUCAGUCAGAGAGGUGAUUAGCAUUUUGAGUGGAUUCACCGCCGGCUUUGUCCCAUUCAGAGGGAGAAUCUAGGCCAGACAUCCAAAAUGGGAGGCAAGCUCAGCAAAAAGAAGAAGGGAUACAACGUAAACGAUGACAAGGCCAAAGACAAGGACGCCCCGGCCGAGGGGGCGUCUGCAGAGGAGAGCGAGGCGCCGAAGGACAUCAAAGACGAGGUGUCGGCCGCCAGCGACUCUAAGGAGGUAGCGAACGACACGGCGGCGGCCAAGGAGGAAGAGAAGAAGGAGGAGAAGAAAGAGGAGAAGAAAGAGGAGAAGAAGGAGGAGAAGAAGGAGGAGAAGAAAGAGGAGAAGAAAGAGGAGAAGAAAGAGGAGAAGAACGCCACCCCCGCUGUAAAGGAGCCAGAGAAACCUGCCGCCAACGCUGAGCCGAAAACAGAGGCGCCGAAAACAGAGGUGCCGAAAACAGAGGCGCCGAAAACAGAGGCGCCGAAAACAGAGGCGCCGAAGAGCGAAGAGCCCGCCAAGGCCGAGGAGAAACCCGCGGUCAAAGAGUCAGCGCCUGCCGCCGUGAAAGAGCCCGAAGUCAAGGCGGCGAAACCUGAGAUUAAAGAAGAGGCCGACGCCAAAAAGACUGAGGCCCCGGCGGCUCCAGCAGCCAAAGCAGAGGCGGCCAUCGCUGCCUCCCCCGAGCCGACAGAGGCCAACGCAGCGGGAAAAGAGCCCGCCGCCGCAGCACCUAGUUCAACACCAGCCGCCAGCGAGACCCCCGUCAAAGAGGCCAACGCCACAGAGGCACCAAGCAAGGAUCAAACCGUAGCAGUUCAAGAUUAAUGGACAGCUUCUUUUCGGAAAUAACAUAAAAAGUACCUAACUCAACCAUGAAGAUAAAAAGAAAAAAAAAAUGAAAUGUACUAGCCCACCACCCAUAUUAUGAUAUUAACAAUAAUAAUAAUAAUAGUAGUUGUAAUGGUAAUGAUUUGAUGAACCUGAGCAGCUACCUGGAGAAGUCCCCCCCCCCCCCUCGCCCCCCGCUGCAGAUUAUAAUUGCUAUUAUUAUUGUUACGUUUUAUUCUAUUUUUUUCUGCUGUAGUAUUUGAACUUUGAUACGAGUUUGUGUCGGCCAUUCGCCUAGCCAUCCCACCUUCAUCAUCGUCUCCCUCCUGAAGGCAAGAGGCUUACCCCCCGCUCUGAGGACGUCAGAACGGCUACUUUUGAGGACAUGGGACUGAGGGAAGGAGGGGGUUUGAGAAAUGUCUUUACCAGCUGGACUUCCAUUGAAUCGGUCCACUUUUCUUCUUCCUCCUACCCUCCUCUUCUGAGUAUCCUACUCUCCGUCUUGUCCUGGUACCUCCAGUCUUUCUUUGGAGUUGUAACCGUGUACUUUUUGGUAUUCUUGGGUUGUGUUGGGUCUCUAUACGGCAAAAACUGAUGAGUUUAAAUCUGUUGUGAGGACUGAGAAAGCUAAGCCUUCCUGAGACAUUUUGGAGGUUGAAAAAAGUCCGGCUUUGCAGAGCCAAACACAUUCUUAGACGUAUAAAAAAAGUUUCAGAUAAACUUCUACAUUUUGUACUGAAACCCUUGGGUAUAUUGUAAGCAAACUAAGUGGUUUUUUAACAUUUGUAAUACACUUAUAAAUUCUGCAAAGCCUCCUUUUGAAAGAUCUCCAGCGUGUUCUUAGAAAGUCCGAUAGACUUCUCGGACUCUUUGUCCAAAUCUGAUGACGAAUUUGAUCAAGGUACUAGGCAAGACAGAUAUAUUUUGGGACCUGGGAGACAUUCACAAUCUCGCCUAGCGUUAGUUUGAUCGAGCUUAGGAUAACAAGCUGGUGACGUUUAUUGAAAUAUCAGGAGAUGUCAGGAGUUAACCACUUUUUCUGGGAUUGGCUUGAGUUUCUGGACCGUUAAGUACGUUUCAGAAAGUAGACAUACUUACAAAUGCUGUGAGUAAAAGUUCUACAUUCUUCUUAACUCCAGCAAAAUAUACUUAUUAGGAGUUAAAGUAUAUUGUGAAACCAUAUUAAUACUGGGCAGAGAUGGAAAGUGUUAACAUGUACUUACCACAUGUUGUUUUAUCACAAACUAGAGGAAAGACCCCCAACAACAAUCCCAAUUUCUGGAUUUUUUGGAAUUACAUUAGCUAUUUAUAUGUGUUGAUCGUCUUGAUUAACCAAUCUUCAAUCAGUAAACCCAUUCACGUAACUUUCUCAUAUAGCCUUUGAAACUUUCUUUAGAUCACAGCAGGAACAUCUGCGGUGCAAACCUCACCAGUUUGGUAUCUAAGCGGCUGAAAACACCCCGGUCGAGAUCACAGAUUGUGUUGUUUGUCAGAGGUUGGUGUAUCAGUGUAGCUCUGAAAACUCAUGGAGGACCAGAGGGGGGGUUUCUGUGAAUGAUCAGAGUCAUCAUUAACCUACGUGAUCUUCUUUGGUCCCGUGGAAAACGCCAUGCUAUCACAACGGGAUGGAAAACUCUUGCACAUGAAAAGGGAGCUUCUGAUUUCUCAUUUCUCAUUCAAUAUAUACGGCAUAUAUGUACGUAAAUGCAGCGGUGGAACAAAGGUAUUUACCUAUUUUACUCAAGUAGAAGCAAUGUCACGGGGGUAAGAAACACUCCAUGGCAUACCUGCAUUUUCUUAUUUGCUACAGUUUCCAAGGGGAAAGUACUGAAAGUGGAGAAGAGAGUUGACCAUCGUCGUGCUUUUGGAUCGGCAGAUAGGAAGGAAGCUUUUAUAUAAGCUGAAAGAAAGGAGGGCUGAUUGAAAGAAAGGAGGUAUAGAAACAAGGAAAACUGCAAUAGUGAAAUAUGUAAACAAGAAAGGAAGGUGAUACGAGGGAAAGGAGAGAUUAAAGGACAGGAAAUAUCAGUGAUCAUGAUAGACGGAAGAUCUUAAUUUGCCAAAUUGGAGUACUCCGAAUUGAAAACAGUCAAGAAAGUACCUUUUAAAUUGUCUUAACUUCAGUGUUUGAGUAAAUAGACUUUUGUAAUGUCCACCUUUGCCUCUAUAUGUCAGUAUAUAUCUAUAUAUUUAUCCAUCCCAGCUUUCCAUUUGCCAGUUUCUCUGUUUCCUCCGACUGACACCCAACACGUCCUCCCAGCACUCGUCAAACCGUAGCAGAAGCUCAAACUGGAGGAGCGUUGCGUGUCACUCGGCUCAGUUUUUUCUUCCUCUCUUGACUCAGUAAAUUGCAUGUCCGUGGUUGGGUGAACCUGUAGUCCUGUCUUUUUGGUCAAGUGGGAAAAAAAGUACUAAUUUCUCAGUUUUCUGCAUCCAUCGCAACUCCAGUUGAUAUUUUCAUUCCAUGUCUCACCACUUGCUAUUUCCACACCACAAACAAAACAAAAAGAUGAUAUGGAAAUUGAUGCAUUCAAAAUUAUAUGUACUUGUAUAAAUGGUGCAACAGUAAUAAAAUGUAAGAAAUUGACUGAAACCUUGA